Messenger RNA from Ornithodoros turicata, 2255 nucleotides. Its product is annotated as solute carrier family 13 member 2-like. Bases 468 to 2201 code for a protein of 577 amino acids. Lineage: Eukaryota; Metazoa; Arthropoda; Arachnida; Ixodida; Argasidae. Gene Ontology annotation, biological process: citrate transport; transmembrane transport. The record is from RefSeq and is a predicted model, not a curated record. Gene Ontology annotation, molecular function: citrate transmembrane transporter activity; succinate transmembrane transporter activity. Gene Ontology annotation, cellular component: membrane. The transcript is spliced from 14 exons.
UACCGUCUGGGUAGUGAUUCCGGACGCUUGCUAAGUCAUGCCGUUUGAGACACGCAAAAUAGUAUGAGCGUCUAUAGCAGUAAGCAUUCGUGUCCCAUAAUUAUCGUAAUGGGGUGGUGACAGUGAAGAAGGGAAAGGAAAGGUUCUUUGCAAAUCAGCGUCUGCACGACAACCUUCUUCGAGAGACUUCCUCCGUACACUUACCUGUUGACGAAAUCGUGAAGUCGUGAGCUGAGUGAGUUUCCCAGAAGUGUGCAUGCAACGCCGAUAUUGCUCCCGUAGACGAAGACCAGAUACAACAACUGACGGACGGUGUUUCGUUCCGAACUAAAAAGAAAAUGUAUAGGGACGUCCAAAACGGGGAAAUUGUGUCAGCUUCCCAGAUGUCACCCAUGGUUCUCUUGUUCAUAACCACGGAUGCGUACGAACCAUAGGACCGAGACGCCCGGACUAUCGAAAACGCAGUUAUGGAGCCGACACCAUCCACGGAAGCUUCGGCUCGUUCGAUAUCAACUGUCCUCCUACAGCAAUCGCCUGUAAUGAUGAUGGUCGUUUUCUAUUCCGCAGCGAUCGUUUACGCCACCUAUUGGACGGAAUCGGACCCACUUAAAUGCGUUUUCUUCGUGUUCCUGUUGUCUCUGCUGCUGCUAACCGAUGCGAUAUCUGCUCCGGUUGCCGCUCUAUUCCCGAUCUUCAUGCUGCCUAUGCUCGGCCUGGCUACCACCGGAGAGAUUUCUAGAGCGUACAGCGACGUGACACAGUUCUCGUUCCUUUCCAUUAUGUUCCUGGUCCUGGCUGCGGUAGAAAGCGGCCUCUACAGUCGCUUGGCUUUGCUAUUCCUCUCUACCUUCGGCUGCAGUGCACAAGCGUUGCUCUUCUCUGUGAUAGUGCCGUCAGUUUUAGUCUCGCUCCUGUUCGGCAGCUACCUCUGCACUAUGCUCCUCUGGCCCAUCGUCGAUUGUGUCACUGAUGAGCUCUUCCUGGACAACUACCCAGAUGACCAGAGAAAAGUUGGAGAAUACGUGGCAACAGGGUUUCCUUCUCCCGCUCCCGACAUCAAUACGAGCUGCCUACCGGCCCACGCGGAAUGCCAGCCCUAUUUGCAUCGGGUUUUCGAAAGCCGGUCGUCUAGGGAGAUACAUACCGAACGAGACCAAUUGCGCAACACCCUGCUCUUGGGGCUUGUGUAUGGCACCAGCAUCGGAUGCACAGGAACACCUCACGGAACACUCCCGAAUCGACGCCUAUUUAAUUUUGUCAAUAGUUUCUACGGGCACCAUCCUCUCAACUACUUUACAUGGUUCGCGUACUCCAUCCCGGCACUAAUACUAUGUUCUCUAAUCCUAUGGCUCUACCUAUUUUGUUUCGGCGUACCUAGCAGGUUCCGUGUCCAGAACACCGUGGAAUGUCGUAAGCUGUUCAAGAUGAGGUAUACGUGUCUGGGAAAGAUGAAGUUUCACGAAGUGGUAGUAGCGCUCAUGCAGAUAAGUGUACUCCUGAGUAAUAUUGUAUUCCGUGGGUCCCCUACUGACUUCAGCGAGUACCGGUUCGGAUCCAGAGCGUCCUUCUUCGUCGCUAUUGGCUCCCUGGUGUUCAUAAUCCCCGCCAUACCAGUGGAAGGUGUGGACAGCCCUCCACUGCUGUCGUGGUCAAACUUCUGCAGUCGCAUGCCCUGGGGAUGUAUUUUCCUCUGCGGAGCUGGCAUGAUCGUCGCGAAAGUUGCUGCGACCUCUGGCAUGUACACCGCGCUUUUGGAGCACCUCAUAAAAGUUCAAAUGCCCGCGAUGCCUGUAGUGAUGCUAAUGUGCUUGCUGACAGCGAUCCUCGCUGAACUCAAGAACUUUCGCCGGCGUGAAGAAAUCUUCUGGGUCCCAGCGCUCAAUUUGCUGGCCCUAGAAAAGCGCGCAAAUCCUCUCCUUUUCAUGCUCCCGAUAUCCAGGUUGUCGUGCAUGACACUCGUCCUGCCAGUUGCCAACUACCCGAACGCCAUGCUGUACGAGUACGCCAGCAUUCCGUCCUGGCAGCUCAUAAAAUCUGGUCUUCUCAUGAAGCUGGCUUUCUUGGCCAUAGAAAUCUUCACUCUACUGACCAUGGGCUACAUUGUCUUUGACCUGGGUUCUAUUCCGUCUUGGGCAGUCACAUUUAUCAAUGCAACUAUCAACGCCACACCGGAAGCACUUCCAUCAGGCACUCCUGUUUAGGAGUUCUAUUUGAUGAAACUAAUAAACACGCGAUCUGGAACGCGCGAUGACAGA